Camponotus floridanus (Florida carpenter ant) is the source of this 1250-nucleotide messenger RNA. It is a transcript of the gene Use1, whose product is annotated as osteoclast-stimulating factor 1. The transcript has 7 exons. Lineage: Eukaryota; Metazoa; Arthropoda; Insecta; Hymenoptera; Formicidae. Gene Ontology annotation, molecular function: SNAP receptor activity; protein binding. Gene Ontology annotation, cellular component: SNARE complex; endoplasmic reticulum. The coding region runs from base 333 to 998 and encodes 221 amino acids. Gene Ontology annotation, biological process: signal transduction; retrograde vesicle-mediated transport, Golgi to endoplasmic reticulum. The record is from RefSeq and is a predicted model, not a curated record.
UAGUGGCAAAUGCUAUCAUAAAAAAGGACAUUGGUGCACUGGAAACAUCUGACAAAUUAACUGAUAUCAAUGCUGUUAAAUUAAAGAAAGAAUCUCUAAAGUUAGAAGAGCACACUAACUCGAAAUGGAGAUGUUGGGUGUGGCUUAUGAUAGCUUUUGUUUUGGUUGUAUUUUUUAACAUGGUAUUAUUUAUGAAAGUGGCAAAAAAGAAGAUUUAAAUAAUAAUUUAUGUAUUUGAACAAUUUAACUUCUAUAUAAAAUGCCGCGAAUACAUUAUUGUGAACUCAACCAUAUGACUCAUUGGAUUGAUAUUAUAUUAGAAUUACACAGCCAUGAGUGUGCUUGUAAAAACACCUGUACCACCUAAAACCACCUGGAAACCUGGUAAGGUAAAAGUGGUCAGGGCAUUAUGCAAAUACAAUGCGCAAUGUGCAGAAGAAUUAUCAUUUGAUGAAGGAGAUCUAUUGUAUGUCUACGACAGAGAUACCAAUUCAGAUUGGUGGAGGGCUAAAUGUGGAGAUCAAAAGGGACUUAUACCCGCCACUUAUGUGGAAGAACAAACGCAAGAGAUCGAGUUGCCACUGCAUGAUGCUGCUAGACGUGGUAAUGUUUCCUUCCUGAGAGAAUACUUGAAGCAGGGUAUAUCGGGGACUGGUUUAGACGCAGCCGGGAAUACGCCGUUAUAUUGGGCAGCACGUACAGGUCAUUUGGAAUGUGCGAGCGAGCUUCUCAAUUUGCCAAAUCCUGUGAUAAAUGCUCAAAAUAAAAUGGGCGACACGCCACUUCAUGUGGCAGCGAAUCAUGGGCAUUUGGAGAUGAUAAAUUUAUUGUUGGAACACAAUGCAGACACAACGUUAAAAAAUAAUGAUGGUUUCACUGCAGAAGAAUUAUCCUCCGAUGCGUCCAUAAGAAACGUAAUACAAUUGCAUCAACGUCAAUAUGAUAGUACUUAUGGAUACGGCGAUGACGAUUAUAACGACGGUGAUGAUAGCGAUUAAAAAAUUUCAAAUUUUUUUACUGAACCAUCUAUUGAAAUCGAGUCUCAAUAACAAUCGAGCCAAGUGUUCUCCACAGGGUUGUGCACGUACUCUAUUUAAUGUUUUUGUCAACCAGUCCAUCACACUAUCGAGUGUUUCACAUAAUGUUUUGAGUUCCUCUUUCUCUGUUAGAAGCAAAUUGUCAACUUCCCACAUGGACGCUUGUAAGAUGAAAUCGUCGCAUAGUCGUAACAAAAGAUGUAUCAACAUAUU